ACCAUGACAAAGCUGAUCGGCUUAAUCGUCAUUUUAAGCGUCUGUGCUGUGGCAUUGGCGGAAGACGAUCCAUUCGCGCUGCCGCCCGUGGCGUACCUUUGCCGGUUUUACAGCAACGGUGAAAAAAGAUGCCAGAAGAAAUGCACCUAUGCAUCGAAAGCGGACAGAGAUAAACUACUCAACGACCGCCCGGCGUCUAAUGAUAUCCCUCAAAAACGACUGAACGAUGAAAAGAACACUCCGCUCUUUUUUUACAAGUGCAGCGAUCCACCCGUCACCUCCAACGGGGAUGUCAUAUCCAAACAACAAUUCGCGUCCGCGUUUGAUGAUGCUUUGAGGGACGCGCCCCAGAACAAAAAGACAUACUUGGGGACCUGUAUUUUAAACAACGAUUUAGGCAGGAACUGGAGUUGCCGCGGUGUAUCCAUUGAUAACGAUGCCGGGAAAACGUACAUUGGAGGACUGGCAACCUCCGGUUACGAGCACCGUGAUAAGGGAAAGCCAUCGUGGAAAGUGACUGCAAAUGGCGAUGUACAGUUUGUGGACAAUGAUGAAUGAUUCCGGCAGUUACAUUCAGUUUCCAUUGAUGCGAUGGUAUACCCGAUUUGCAGCCU
Messenger RNA from Paramacrobiotus metropolitanus, 614 nucleotides. RefSeq lists its product as uncharacterized. The transcript is spliced from 4 exons. The record is from RefSeq and is a predicted model, not a curated record. The coding region runs from base 4 to 558 and encodes 184 amino acids. Lineage: Eukaryota; Metazoa; Tardigrada; Eutardigrada; Parachela; Macrobiotidae.